AUGGUCACUGAUCAAGAGCCAACUGAACUUAUACGUAUGUGUGUAUGGUCACAUUGUCUCGAUAAAUUACGACAAGAAAUUCCUUAUUCUCUACAUAUCGUUGUAGAUGACUGUGACAAAAUCAAACAAGAUAGUGGUGAUGAUCGUGUCUAUGUGCAUGUACGUAUACAAUGUCGAAAUGAGCGUCAGCUAUUGAGCGUUCUAGGCGUCAAAGGCAAUACAAUUAAGGAAAUUGCAGGUGCUGUUAAACUGGACCUUAUGACAGCGUUUCGAUGUAAUACAGUUGUAAAAUUAACCGCUGAAAUGUCAGGGAUCGAUCCUCACAUCAGAAAAAAACUCAAGCAAGCCAAACAAUUUUCUGAAGUUUUCCCAGAAUAUGACAAAUCGGAAUAA
Molecule: messenger RNA, 393 nt
Organism: Trichobilharzia szidati
Lineage: Eukaryota; Metazoa; Platyhelminthes; Trematoda; Strigeidida; Schistosomatidae
Source: the annotation of a GenBank genome assembly